Messenger RNA from Sodiomyces alkalinus F11, 3276 nucleotides. RefSeq lists its product as hypothetical. Gene Ontology annotation, biological process: protein catabolic process in the vacuole; cellular response to glucose starvation. Lineage: Eukaryota; Fungi; Ascomycota; Sordariomycetes; Glomerellales; Plectosphaerellaceae. Bases 1 to 3276 code for a protein of 1091 amino acids. The record is from RefSeq and is a predicted model, not a curated record. The transcript is spliced from 13 exons.
AUGACCUAUGGAGUGAGUACAGCAUCACUUCAGCCGUCCUCACCCAAUUCAUUCCCCAGGAAUCGCUCCGCUUGGUUGCUGAUCACCCAACGGAGGUUGUUGACCUCAGCUGGUCAAUACACGCCCCCAAGUGUCUCGGUUUCCCCAGGUGUGGGGGCUACCAGCCGCUUUAGCAUUUCGUACCGUAUAUGCUCCAUACAGUACAUACUCUUGUGGGACGCCAAGACCCGUCCGUUCUGUCGCUGCCCACAUCGUCGGGGAGUCGAGGCCCUUCAGGCCCUUCAACACCAGGCCCUGACCCACAAACCCAAGAUUGGCGUGCUGCUCCGAGUCCACUUUUCCACCCCGUACUUUCUGUGCUUUGCGCAUCCCUGUGGAGUUCCAGCAACCCGCGUUACGUCUCUGGUUCUCGACAUUCUCGACUCCGGUGGGCCAUUUCCCAUUUCCCCAUUUCCCAUUUCCCACGCUCAGAGCCAUGCCUGCCGAGAUUCUCCGUCCCACUCCCACUCCCGCUUCCAGCACACUUCAAGCACUUCUUCGCCUUCGCCCGAACCCUUUCCGGGAGUAGAUCAAAGCCAGGCCAGCCUUUUGUCGUCAUCUGUUCUCAUCGCCUACUAUCUGUACCUCGCCCACUCCAGCACCUUUUCUCUUUCUUUCCUACUCUGGCGACCUCCUUCCAUCGACUCCCGGCAUCACGAUCACGUCUCCGCCCUAGGCCGAAUUCUCUACGAACACAAAAACACGCCUCAUAAACAAGCACGAGAGAGUGGAACCCUGAUCGAUCUACCGAUUUCUACCGAGCACCUAUACUUUCGUAUCGUCCUGCGAACCCAACAACAUCCGUCCUCUGAUCCUCACUUCCGUCGUAUCGACCAUGCCGCAGUAGCAUUUGGGUCUUCCAAAUCUCAUCAUCCUCAUGCCUGCGCUCCGUUUCCGUACCGCGCGCGAAUUAUCCUCAUUCUUUCUUUCCAUUCUUUCUUUGAGAUGGCCUUCCGUUUCCCCCUGAUUUUUCUACCGUCGUUGCUUGUCCAUCUUGCGCAUCAUCCAAUGUUGGUAGCAGCUAGCUACGCAGAAGAGUGGACGGCGGUUGACAUGGGCUUCGUGGUCGGUACAGUCGGUCAGGCAAGUCGGUCAAUCUGUCUGCAGGCCUUUGCGUCACGGCAAUAUGCGAACACCGUGGGCCUUGAGCCUGUGAGCCGAACCUCGGCCUUGGGAACGCAAGAACCGGUCAGACCCCCGAUAACUACACUCAUUAUUCUGUCCUCCCACUCCUCCUCCGCCUUGGUCUACUACCCACUCGACUUGCUGUCCGAUUAUGGUUCCUGCACCUACCCUUCGAUUUUCAUCACCAUCUCGACCAGUGACGACAUUAUUCGCCGGAUUCGUACAUCUAUCUGUUCUUCAACCGCCAGGAGUCGGCUUUCUCCAUGGUAUCUUAAAUUACCGAAAAUACUUAACACUGAGCCGACGGCGCAACUGCUGGGCCAUAUUACACUCAACAUGGCCGUCGUUCUGAACUCUGAAGAGAGUUCCUAUUUCUCUUCAACACCCUUGCGGCGAUCUCAUUCGCAGCCCAAGUUUUCCACGAGACAGUCGACCUUCGGCUCGCCCGUAUCGACCAGCCGUAAAGACGGCGGCUACUCUAUCCCGAAGAUCGCUGAUUCCGCACCUUCUUCCGCCCCUUCAUCACCACGGAUCAUGCAAGUUGAGUCGGAGGACUCGUCGUUCGCAUCAACACCGGCUAGCAACCUGUCAUCAGUGUCGGACUGCGAUGACGCCGUCGAAUAUCUCGAACAUGCUCCCGAGGACAACUUCGUGCUUCCCCACUACCCCAUGUCAGGCUUCUACGACACAGCAGAAGACUUGGAAUCACCGUUGAGUCCGCCCACGGGAGACUCGCAAAUUCCUUCGCCGGCCGGACAAGAUACGUCCGGCAACACCUCGAGACCCGGCUCUCCCGAGUUUGUCCUGGAGGUUGAUCGUGCCGAAGAUGAUACUGCAGUGAAAGCACAACCGACAAGGCACGUCGAUUAUCUCUCCUACAAUUGGGCAGAGGAGGAUAUCUGGUCGUCGUGGAGGUACGUCGUAUCUCGGCGCUCAGAAUACAGCAACAGCGCGCGGCUCGAAAACGCCUCUUGGAGAACAUGGAUGAAAUCGAAAAAUAAUCUGAAGACUGUGUCCCCCGAGACCCUGAACUGGCUGAAGGAUUGCGACGUCACAUGGCUCUACGGGCCGCUACAGAAGGGCCAUGGUGCACUGCUCCCUCCCAACGCCAAAAACGGCGACGACGACACAUUGAACGGCUUGACGCAGAACCACUCUUUCAUCAACAAGAAGCCUAUUCUGAAAAAACGGAGCAUGUCUGAAAUCAUGCUGCAGCGGUCACUAUCAGCCUCUUCUCUGGUCAAGACGGCUGCUGCCGCUGUACAGGCCCAGGAGAAGGAUGGCGAGAGGAGGCUGCUCCGACCAUCUCUCAAACGCGCCGCCACAGAUUUCGGUGCGUCCCCGUUUUCUUACAGGGGACUGAGCUACGAUAGCAGCAGUGCUGCGCCGUCCAGCUCGUCGUCCGGAGUCGAGUCUCCCAGCUGCGAGAGGAAGCACAUCCACUUCAACGAGCAGGUCGAACAAUGCAUUGCGGUGGAAGCUAGAGGGGAAGAUGAGGACGACGACGACGGCGACGACGACGAUGCGGAUACAGAACGAUGUGACGAUAGCGACUCGGCCGACGAGGGCAUCAUGAUGAAGCGGAGCAAGCCGAGGAAGAGGAUGCCCGUGUUGAGGAGAAGAACGAAGAAGUCGAAGAAGCCGUCCGAAAAGAAAAUCAUAGCCAUGCUCCCUUCCACGACGCUCAAAUACCGCGAGGACGCUACCGAGUCGACCGAGACCGCGAUGAAGCACGGUACGGCCAUUUACCAGGAUUCCGUGCUGUCUCCAUCGUCCUCGCAAGAAACCCUGCGACCGUCCAAAGGGAUGGGCAAGUUCUUCAUCCAAGAUGAGGACGAGGACGCCAUGGAGGACAUGUUGACACCUCGGGGAGAGCGGUAUCCGGCGACAUCGGACGACAAGGAUCCCGAGCUCCGGGGAACACCGUCCAUAGACGGCCCGAGUAGUAGUCACGAGCCAGCUGGCAUGCGUCGAACCGAGUCGGGCAUGCUUAUGCCGUAUGAGGAAGCAGUAUCAUCGACUAGCGAAGGCAUCUUUGGCCGCGUGUUUGAGACGGUCAAUACAGCACGGGACAUUGCCCAUGUCAUCUGGAACGUCGGCUGGAGAAAAUGA